Messenger RNA from Hirundo rustica (Barn swallow), 1920 nucleotides. RefSeq names its product pleckstrin homology domain containing N1 (gene PLEKHN1). NCBI's taxonomy places the organism in Eukaryota, Metazoa, Chordata, Aves, Passeriformes, Hirundinidae. Gene Ontology annotation, cellular component: cytoskeleton; mitochondrial membrane. Gene Ontology annotation, biological process: positive regulation of apoptotic process; 3'-UTR-mediated mRNA destabilization; response to hypoxia. Gene Ontology annotation, molecular function: phosphatidylinositol phosphate binding; phosphatidylserine binding; phosphatidic acid binding. The record is from RefSeq and is a predicted model, not a curated record. The transcript is spliced from 15 exons. Bases 1 to 1920 code for a protein of 639 amino acids.
AUGGGGAACAUCGCCUGUGUCCCGCAGGCUCCCGGCGGCUUCAGGAGCUCCUUCCGAAGGAAACCCUCGCUGAAGAAGGAACAAAAUGGCAAGAAAAAGCUUCCCAGCUUUUUUGGGAUAGACGGAGACCAGGAGAGGGACACGAGCACGGACAAAAUCCUGCAGUAUAUUCCGGCCAAGAUCAUUCAGAAGCAGGAAGACCAGAAGGAAAACUUGGACCAGAGGUUCCCCAGCCUGUUCAAGAAAGGCCGGAGGAAAACGGUCGUCAGGAAUUUGGGCAAAAUGAUUUAUUACUCCAAGGUCAAGUUUAAGUUCCAGCACUGCCAGGAGGUCAACAGCUGCUUCCUGGAGCUGUUCCAGUCCUACCUGUACUUCCAGUCCACGGGUCCCAACGGCCUCACCUACCAGGGGCUGCUGCCUCUGAAGGAGCUGGAGGUGCGUGAGCUGGCGGCUGGGCAGAGCCCCGGGCAGCAGGAGCACGCUUUCCACAUCUCAGGGCCCCUGCUGAACCCGCUGGUGGUGUUCUGCCCGUCCGAGGCCGAGCUGAAGCAGUGGCUCUACCACCUGGAGAAGCAGAUCCAGCUCUGCGGAGGGAACCUGGCCUUGCCCCUGCUGGCCCAGGUGAGCGGCGCCGGCGGCAAGGAGCAGCUGCGCUGGUCCGUGCAGAACCUGCCCGUGCGGGAGUGGAGAGGGACCCAGCGGGAAUCCCUGGGAGAAAUCCUCUGCAUCUCCAAGGUGAAGCUCCAGCACCUGCCCUUCCAGGAGCAGCACGACCGGCUGCUGGUGCUCUACCCCUCCACGCUGGUGAUCGUGUCCGAGGAGCCCACCGGCCUCUGCUUCAAGGGAGAGCUCCCACUCAACGCCAUCCAGGUGCUCUUUGAGGAGAACGACAAAACCUCCUUUUUGAUCGAAGGCCGGCUGAUCAACUCCAUCCGGGUGACCUGUGCCACCUACCAGGACUACCAGGAGUGGCUCUACUGCCUCAAAACCGCCCAGUUCCGAAACGCAGACUCCUCCCUCUCGGGGUCUGAGAGCUUCUCGGGGUCCAAGCCCCCACACCCCGGCCAGUUCACCAGCAGUGGGAGGGGAUCCCUCAGCUCCGAUGGCCGCACGAACUCCUGGGCGUCCGGAGGGAGAGUGACCACGCUGACCCAGCUGUCCCAGACCAGCGGCUCCCUGCCCGACGGCCACUCCUUCCUGCUGACCCCCGAGGGCCGGCUGCUCGAGGAGCCCCUGUCCCCCGGCUAUUCCCAGCCUCUGCACAGCCUGGCACUGCCCGCCUGGCCCGGCUCGGCGCCGCCCGCGCAGGAGCUGCGCCGGGGGAACAGCGCCAGGAAAUCCAAGGGCAGGAGCAGCGGGCAGCAGGAGCCCGAGAGGAGCGGCCUGGUGCCCCAGAACCCCAAAGCAGAGACGCAGUCCCCGGUGUACCACGAGCCCUACGCAGCACACGGCUGCCAGCAGCAGCCCCCGGCACAGCUGGACACGGGCAGGUUCCUGCAGUGCCACGGGCACACGGCGCCAUCCCCGUGUCCCCAGCCCCUGUCCCCGGAGCGGUGGCACUGCCAGCCCCUGCCAGGGCAGGGCAGGGAGGUGCCCACGGGCCCCGCUUACGACACCCCGGGCACCCCGCGGCGGCUCCAGCUGCGGGCACCGGCACAGGGCUCCUACCUCGGGGAGAUCUCCUCCCUGCCAGAGGAGCAGCCGGGCCCUUCGCUGCACGCCCCAGGUGGGAGCCUUGGCACCUACCGGGUGACAGACGCCGCCGGCCCCUGCCGCGACUCCGCGUCCUACCACGACUACGCCGAGCUCCAGAGCUUCCAGAGCGACCUCAGCUACGACAACCUGUGGGAGGCCGAGGAGAAGGAGCUGGGCAGCCCCUGCAGCUCCCCUUCUCCUGUCCAGCAGGUUUUCCAGGUCUAG